Messenger RNA from Dermochelys coriacea (leatherback sea turtle), 753 nucleotides. It is a transcript of the gene DPCD, whose product is annotated as deleted in primary ciliary dyskinesia homolog (mouse). The transcript is spliced from 6 exons. The record is from RefSeq and is a predicted model, not a curated record. Bases 54 to 590 code for a protein of 178 amino acids. NCBI's taxonomy places the organism in Eukaryota, Metazoa, Chordata, Testudines, Dermochelyidae.
CGCCCAGCGCUUCCGGGUCCGGCCGGUUGCCAUGGGGACGCGGCCCAGCCGCCAUGGCGGGGCCGAGCUGGCUGGAGCGGCUGCGCGGGGCCCGCAAGACCGCGCUGCUGCAAGACGGGAAGAGGAAGGUCCAUUACCUGUUUGAGGACGGGCUGGAGAUGGCUGAGGAGUACAACCUGAAGACCAGCCAGCUGCUGGCUAGAAAGUGGCGAGAGAAGAAUGCUCUGGGGAGCUGCGGCAAGUGGCAGGUUGAGGUGGGAGAGCCGACCAUGCACCCUGAGGGGGCACUGGAAUCGGAGCUCAUAAAGGAAAGCAGCUCCAGUGUACGUAAGGUGGUCCUGUUCACAGCAGUAACUAGACCUACAGCCUCACAAACUGCAACCACCUAUCUUCAUGAGGAGGGAUACUCAGACCAGUUUCCAGUGGCGGAUCCGGAACCUACCCUACCCCAAGGAGGUCUACAGCAUCUCUGUGGAGAAGGAGCAGCGCUGCUGUGUUGUCCGCACCACCAACAAAAAGUCAGUAUUACAAGAAGUUCCCCAUUCCUGACCUGGACAGAUUCCAGCUUCCCCUGGACGCGGCUGCCCUGAGCUUCACUUAUGCCAAUGCCACCCUCAUCAUCACGUCUCAGCUUAACUAAGCUGCUUGAAGUGGCUAGCCAUGCAGUGCUGGUCUGAAUGGGAGCACUGAGCGGCCGUGUCUCUUCCCUGCAGUACCAGAAGCCCCAGGAGAUCCUGGCUGCGGAAGAAGAGC